GGAAACGAAGACAGCGACCUGAAACCCUAAUCGAGAGAGCGAUUGAUCGAUCGGAGAGAUGGCGUCGAACCCUCGCGUGUUCUUCGACAUGACCGUGGGGGGAUCGCCGGCGGGGAGGAUCGUGAUGGAGCUCUACGCCGACGUGGUGCCGCGGACGGCGGAGAACUUUCGCGCGCUGUGCACGGGCGAGAAGGGCACGGGCCGCUCCGGGAAGCCGCUUCAUUACAAGGGCUCGAGCUUCCACAGAGUGAUCCCUGGGUUCAUGUGCCAGGGCGGCGACUUCACCCGAGGCAACGGCACCGGCGGCGAGUCGAUCUACGGCGACAAGUUCGCCGACGAGAACUUCUCGAAGAAACACACAGGCACCGGGGUGCUGUCGAUGGCGAACUCCGGGCCCAACACCAACGGCUCGCAGUUCUUCAUCUGCACGGCGGAGACGGCGUGGCUGGACGGGAAGCACGUGGUGUUCGGCCGCGUGGUGGAGGGGAUGGAGGUGGUGAAGGCGAUCGAGGCGGUGGGGUCUCAGGGCGGCGCCACCAAGAAGCCCGUCGUCAUCGCCGACUGCGGCCAGCUCUGAGGGCGGGACUUCUCCUGCCACUCAUGGCCGGCACCCUUCCUCGCCAUUUCAUCUAAAUAAUCGUCGGAUCGAGCGUUUCUGGCCGUCGAUCUCGAUUUGCUUACCAUCCUCGCCGUAGCUGUGGUGGCCCUUUUUUGAUCAAUAAUCUUAGAUUUCUCUGAUAUUUUCUCUCUUGUUUUUUCACAUUUUGAAAAUUUUAUAUUUAAUUGCUAAACAA
This is a messenger RNA of Zingiber officinale, 794 nucleotides long. RefSeq names its product peptidyl-prolyl cis-trans isomerase-like. The record is from RefSeq and is a predicted model, not a curated record. Gene Ontology annotation, molecular function: peptidyl-prolyl cis-trans isomerase activity. The coding region runs from base 59 to 577 and encodes 172 amino acids. Gene Ontology annotation, biological process: protein folding; protein peptidyl-prolyl isomerization. The transcript has a single exon. Lineage: Eukaryota; Viridiplantae; Streptophyta; Magnoliopsida; Zingiberales; Zingiberaceae.